Messenger RNA from Striga hermonthica, 1164 nucleotides. Lineage: Eukaryota; Viridiplantae; Streptophyta; Magnoliopsida; Lamiales; Orobanchaceae. The record is from the annotation of a GenBank genome assembly.
GAGGCGUAAGGGAUCGUGCAAUGGAGAGGAUGGUGGAGCAGUUGCGCCAGUUGCAGGACAAGGUCGAGGGAGGCUGGAGAAGAGAGCUCGAGGACAUCCUUUCUCGAGGGAGAUUCUCACGGCCCCUUUGCCGAAUAAUUUUAGGGUGACUAACUUGGUAUAUGAUGGGUCAUCUGACCCGUCGAGGCGUGUUAGGACUUUUGAAAAUAUGGAUGUGUUGCAUGGAUAUUCUGAUUCUGAAAAAAGCCCACCGAGGGGAAGGUCGCCGAGGAGAAGUUUGCCUAGACGGAUUGGACCAAAAAGAACAUCGCCUAGAGGAGAGGGGCGAGACUCAAAGCAAGCGAAAAGGGAUGACAGGUGGCAGGGGAGGCCAUUAUUGUUCGAGAGACAGAGGUACCAUAAUUUCACGCCUUUGAGAAAAGAUAUGACAGAAGUGCUCGAGGCGAUGGAGCAGAAGAUGUUGAGCAAGGAUGUGACAUGGCCGAAAAUAAGGUUUACAGGCUCGACUCGGCCUAGGUCAGAUAUCUAUUGUCGUUUUCACCGGGACUAUGGCCAUACCACGGAGAAUUGCAGGCAUUUGAAGGAUGAGAUUGAGAGGUUGAUUCGGGCGGGGCAUUUAAAGGAGUUUGUAUAUCAUGAUAGGGUGAAAAGAAAAGGGAGGAGGAGAUGUCGGGAGGAUUCAGAGGAGAGGAGUGAUAGAGAUGAGGAGGGGGAUGAUAGAGAUGGUCGAGACGGUCAAGGGAAGAAGCCGAGGAGAGAUGGAGAGAAAGGAGGCCAAGGGGGCGAAGCUCUCGUGAAGAGAGAAACGAUCUAUAUGAUCUCAGGAGGGCCAACAGAUGGCGACUCAAAUAAUUCCAGGAAAGAACAUGCCCGAGCCGUGAAAAGGAAGAGAGAUGAGGUGGGGAUUACGGCUCGCAUGCCGGUGAUAAGUUUUAAAGCGGAGGAUGUUGAAGGUGUGGUGUUGCCACACAAUGAUGCCCUGGUGAGUACGGCGGAGGUGCCAGGUUUUGAUAUGAAAAGGGUGUUCAUUGAUACUGGGAGUUCGGUAGAUGUAAUGUUUUAUGAUUGUUUUUCGCAGAUCAACAAGGAGCUGAAUAUAGAGCUGAAACCGGUGGCCACGACGCUUUACGGCUUCAACAGAGGAGAAGUUAUGCCAUGGGCGAG